AGGAAGCCGGAAGGGGCGUGGCAAAUGCGGGCGGAAGCCGGAAGGGGCGUGGCAAAGGUGGGAGGAGGAAGCAGGAAGGGGCGUGGCGUGGCGGCCCUGGAGGUGGCGAGCCCCUUCGGUGCGCUCUUCGCCUUGGAACAUGUCGGAGGGAGUGGACCUGAUUGAUAUCUACGCUGACGAAGAGUUUAACCAGGAUUCCGAAUUCAGUAAUGCUGACCAGAUGGACCUGUAUGAUGACGUGCUGACUGCCAGCUCACAGCCCCCUGAAAGCCGCACCAGCAGCUUGGAGCCACCCCCUGAGAUCCGCCAGGAGCCCCCCCCCAAACCCAACAGCAAAGCCCCUGCCAUCCUGUAUACCUACAGCGGGCUGCGUAACAAGAGGGCAGCUGUCUAUGUGGGCAGCUUCUCCUGGUGGACAACCGACCAGCAGCUGAUCCAGACCAUCCGUUCAGUGGGUGUAUAUGAUGUGGUGGAGCUGAAGUUUGCGGAGAACCGAGCCAAUGGCCAGUCGAAAGGGUAUGCGGAGGUGGUGGUGGCCUCUGAGAACUCGGUCCACAAGCUGCUGGAGCUCCUGCCUGGCAAAGUGCUCAAUGGGGACAAGGUGGAGGUGAGGCUGGCCACCCGGCAGAACCUGUCCCAGUUCGAGGCUCAGGCUCGCAAACGCGUGCCGCCGAGGGCCCACUCGCGGGACUCCUCUGACUCGCUGGAUGGCCACGCCACACCAACGGAGAAUGCACUGCCGCCCAGCCGCCUGGAGAAGCCCCCCUCCAUCCUGCCCUUCUUCAACCGCUCCCCCGCUGCCCUGCCCCUCAUGGGGCUGCCCCCACCACCCAUGCCCCCUCUGCCGCCCCUCUCCUCCAGCUUUGGUGUCCCCCCCCCACCGCCCGGCAUCCACUACCAGCACCUCAUGCCCCCCCCACCCCGACUGCCCCCGCACCUGGCUGUGCCCCCUCCGGGCGCUGUCCCCCCGGCCCUGCACCUCAACCCAGCCUUCUUCCCCCCACCCAGUGCGGCCCUGGGGCCUCCACCAGAUGCCUACGGCAAAGCUUUGACCUCCUACAACCACGGCAGCCGGGAGCUCGGUCCACCACCUGCCCCUGUGAGCGAGGUGGAGUUCGAGGAGAUCAUGAACAGGAACCGGGCCAUCUCCAGCAGUGCCAUUUCCAAAGCAGUGUCGGGUGCCAGUGCAGGUGAUUACAGCGAUGCCAUCGAGACCCUCCUGACAGCCAUUGCCGUCAUCAAACAGUCCCGCGUUGCCAACGACGAGCGGUGCCGCGUCCUCCUCUCCUCCCUCAAAGACUGCCUGCAUGGGAUCGAAGCCAAGUCCUACAGCACAGGCUCCAGCAGCAGCUCCGCCAGGAAAAGACACCGGUCUCGGGAGCGCUCUCCCAGCCGGUCCCGUGAAAGCAGUCGGCGGCACCGGGACCUCCUGCACAAUGAGGAUCGGCAUGAGGAUUAUUUCCAGGAGCGGAACCGGGAGCAUGAACGGCAUCGGGACAGGGACAGAGAGAGGGACCGGCACCACUGAGACAGAAGUUUGUCAGUAAGUGGUUUUUAAUGGACUCGUAUCUCCUCACCUCAACCAGGACUGCGCCACCGAGGCUGCUUCACCCCUUGCCCACCACCCACGGCUCUUUCGGGGCACCCAAGGGACUCCCUGACACCUCGUGGCCUUGGGGCCUGAGCCCUCGCUCACACCCACUGCUACUGCUGCUUCCAGGGGAGAUGCUGAAAGCCAGGGGGCCCUGCUCUGUGAAUACUUGGACCCAAAGAGAAAUGGUGCUUUAUUUCCAUGGAGGGAGGCUCGUGAGCCCUUUCCUUUCACAGCCCUCCAGGAGUGGCUGGAAGUGGAUGGAUCCUCGGGGACACAGGGGCUCAGAGGCAUGCAGCUUUCCAUUUCAGCUGGAAGAGAGCUGGGCUGGGGUCGCCCCCUUUGCCCCAACUUUCACAGCAGGAUCACAGCCUCCAUGUUCAUCUCCCAGAACAGCAGCUCUGGCUGCCAGGAGUUGGUGGGGCCUCACACGAAGCCAGCCUCUCCCACAGAGCCUUCCUUGUUUUAGAGGAAGCAGAGGAGGCAGAGCUGCAAACCCAGGGACUGUGUGUCCCCUUCCCAGCUGCAUUUCUGCGCAUGGUAGUGCACUUGCAAGCUGGGACAGGUGGCAGGAACAAGGCCACGAGGUCCGUGUGCCCAGCGGGGCUGCACAGUGCUGUGCACAGCUGUUUCAAGGCCCAGGAGGAGCUCAUAGCCCCAUACAGGUCCCUCCAUCUAAGGUUGUGCACUGGAGGAGCCCAAUGGGUUCAGGCAAACUAAGGAGCCCCAAACCACAAGCCAGCCCCCGGGGAUGCCAGUUGGGUGGCAUCACCUUCAGAACUGUUGCUGGACAGGAGAAACCUGGCUCCACAGGUCUUUUUUAGGCUAAAGUCACACAAAAGAAAAAUUCUGUCAAGUACCAUUAGGUGCCUGCCAGCUUAGCAGGUGAAUGCUGGGGGGAAGCAUUUGGUGGGUGAGUUCUGUUUUUUUGUUUGUUUUUUUUUUUUUUUCUACUUAACGACACAAAUUUAUAGUUUCUUUCCAAUUAGUGGGGGGAAAAGUGCAGAGCAAACCCCUAUUAACCACCCGGCGAGGCGCUGCCCCUCCUGCCCGCAGUGACUAGGUUUGUUUGUCUUUCUGAUAGGUUGGAAAUUGUGUAAUAAACUUGAUGACAUUGUCAGUCUUUUA
Phasianus colchicus (ring-necked pheasant) is the source of this 2719-nucleotide messenger RNA. It is a transcript of the gene CPSF7, whose product is annotated as cleavage and polyadenylation specific factor 7. The record is from RefSeq and is a predicted model, not a curated record. Gene Ontology annotation, molecular function: RNA binding. NCBI's taxonomy places the organism in Eukaryota, Metazoa, Chordata, Aves, Galliformes, Phasianidae.